AUGAUUAUGAGUGAGAAAACUCCACUCGAACCAAGUUUUAAAGAGAUGUUAUUAUUUUUCUAUUGUUCUAUCCUAAACCAUAGAAUCAAGGACAUGAGGAAUUGUAUCGGAUACCAGGUAUCGUUAAAGAAAAGGGAGUAUAAAAUCUUAUCAAAGAUUUGCAAUGUAUUUUGCUUUGCUGAAAGUUUUAAUUAG
Messenger RNA from Debaryomyces tyrocola, 195 nucleotides. The record is from the annotation of a GenBank genome assembly. NCBI's taxonomy places the organism in Eukaryota, Fungi, Ascomycota, Pichiomycetes, Serinales, Debaryomycetaceae.